This is a messenger RNA of Camelus dromedarius (Arabian camel), 618 nucleotides long. Its product is annotated as oocyte-expressed protein homolog. Gene Ontology annotation, molecular function: RNA binding. NCBI's taxonomy places the organism in Eukaryota, Metazoa, Chordata, Mammalia, Artiodactyla, Camelidae. The transcript is spliced from 3 exons. Gene Ontology annotation, biological process: establishment or maintenance of apical/basal cell polarity; embryonic pattern specification. The record is from RefSeq and is a predicted model, not a curated record. The coding region runs from base 1 to 618 and encodes 205 amino acids. Gene Ontology annotation, cellular component: protein-containing complex.
AUGGGCGACCCCGGAGAGGCUGCGCAGGCCCAGGAGGGAGAACGGACGGCGCCCGCCCAGGGCGACGGGCUGUUGAUGUUGCCGCCACGGGUUCUCGUCCGACCGUGGUGGUUCCCCGCGGAGGACCUGGAAAACCCGUUGGUGUUUUACUUGGAGGCAUGGCUGGCCGAUCAGGUCUUCGGCCCAGAGCUAGAAAUCCUUCCAGAGAUACAGUGGAUGAGCCAGGCCCUGCUUUCAGUGAACACAGUGAAAUCCAGGACCUUCGUUGAAAUCAGAGUCUUCGGAAGGCCCCGUGUACAACUUCACGUGAAGAGCGUGAUCCUGAGCCUGGCGUUGAGGCACAAGGAACAUCGUGCUGCAGGUCUGAGGUUCAAAGCUUCCACCCUGAGAAAUGAUGUUGACAGCACCCCCUGUCCCCCAACCCCCGUGAAGGAGUAUUUUGAAACAGCUAGCGUUUUUCCUUACACACCUGAGAAGAUGGAACAUUUUAAGAAGUUCUUGAAGGCACGUGCAGCAGAUCCCCAGCCCUCUUGGUGCCCUGCUGCAGAAGUAUUGUCAGGAGCUUAUGAGAACAGCCCUGCUUCUACCACUGUAGUUGAAAAGGGCAAGUCUCCUUAA